AAAACUCCUAAGAGACUGCGUGAGAGCAACUGAGCAAGAGAGAGAGGCAGUGUGAGCCUGUGUAAGGGUAAAAGAGCGACAAUGGCAUCCGCAGCAUCGACUCUGUCAUGGAGUUCUUCCUCGUGGCUUCAAAGCUUCGCAGGAAACACAAACGAAGCCACUAAAUUGUCAGAUAGAAGAACAGGAUUGGUGGUUAUCGCUCAGAAGAAAGCAAAGAAGGCUCGAACGAUAAUUCUAAAGGAGGACAUAACUGAUCUGGGAAAGAAAGGGCAACUUCUAAGCGUGAAAGCUGGUUACUACAGGAAUUAUCUGCUGCCAUUGGGGAAAGCCCAGAUUGUCACUCCCCUGCUGCUCAAGGAAAUGAAGGUGGAAGAGGAAAGGAUUGAGGCAGAGAAAAUACGGGUAAAAGAAGAGGCAGAGCAACUUGCUCGGAUUUUUGAAACUGUUGGAGGUUUCAAGGUGAAGCGCAAAGGUGGAAAAGGGAAGUUAAUUUUUGGAAGUGUGACACCCCAAGAUCUCGUUGACAUAAUCAAGGCACAACUUAACAGGGAAGUGGACAAGCGCAUUGUUUCUCUUCCAGAGAUUCGAGAGGUAGGAGAAUAUAUUGCAGAACUGAAGCUUCACCCAGAAGUCACUGCUAAAGUGCGAGUCAUCGUUUCGGCUAACUAGGGAUAAGCACCUCCUGGAGUCAUCUUCGAGGACCCACGGGAGCGGAGAAGAUGAAUUUUUGAUGUGUUUGUGCAGGAUGUACAUGGCCAAAGUAUGAUCAACAUCAUCUAUUUCAUAUAGGCACCAAUUGGAAGGUGGCUGCAAUGUAAUUUAAUGAAAAUAGAGAUGUAUAAAUCUGAUUUUCCUGCCAAUGUAUUUUUAGCGUUCAUUACUUUGAUUAGAUACCACUUUUUUUGUAAGUAUUAUUUGUUUCCUGUGAGUGAUAAUUCCUCCUCUCAGCAAAUUUUGGUA
Molecule: messenger RNA, 960 nt
Organism: Malus domestica (apple)
Lineage: Eukaryota; Viridiplantae; Streptophyta; Magnoliopsida; Rosales; Rosaceae
Product: large ribosomal subunit protein bL9c-like
Biological process (GO): translation
Cellular component (GO): mitochondrion; ribosome
Molecular function (GO): structural constituent of ribosome
Source: RefSeq, a predicted model, not a curated record